AGGCGGACUCUGUGUAUAAAUGCCACUGCCGGCUGCAUCUGGACAUCCGGACGAAGAGCAAAGAUGCGUAUCAUCGAGCUGUUCUGCGUAGCUUUCCUGUGCCUCUGCCCCUUGGCAUGGGCUUCCUCCAGCCGCGAGCCGUGCCGGUCACCAUCUAAGACCAGUGGCAAGCUCUGUGUGAGUACCACCAAGGACGAUACCAUCGCAUGGGGGGAUUUCAAGUAUGAUUCCACUCAGAAGUACCUUCGCUUUGUGGAGGACACAAGCAAAUCCAACAAAACCUCUCACCUGGAUGUGAUUAUACACUUCGAUGAGGGUGUGAUGUACAAGAUGGACAGCAAGAACGAUACCUGUAAGAAACAGUCCCUGCCAUGUCACAAGCACCCGAUGGAGGUUCCGGCCGACGGCACGCACGUGGACGAGCUGUACUUGGGAAGCGAUGAUAAGUCUGAGCAAGGCCUCAGAGUGCGCAUGUGGUCUGGCAACAUGACCGAUCACGACUCGCAUCACACCCAGGGACACUACACGAUGAUGACCACUUCCUGUGGGUGCAUCACCGUCUCCUGCACGUACCACAGUGAGAAGAAUGACCUCAUCUUCAGUUUCUUCAACGUAGAGACGGAGAUCGACGACCAUCAAGCGUUCCACCUUCCUGAUUAUUGCGAAGGACUGGAAUUAGACGAGGCGUCUGAUGACCACAGCUUCUUUGACCUCUUCCACGACUGAACCACGAAAAAAAAAACAAAAAAAAACCCACCUAUGAAU
Messenger RNA from Tachysurus fulvidraco (yellow catfish), 765 nucleotides. RefSeq names its product ependymin (gene epd). Gene Ontology annotation, biological process: cell-matrix adhesion. Gene Ontology annotation, cellular component: extracellular region; lysosome. Bases 64 to 726 code for a protein of 220 amino acids. NCBI's taxonomy places the organism in Eukaryota, Metazoa, Chordata, Actinopteri, Siluriformes, Bagridae. Gene Ontology annotation, molecular function: calcium ion binding. The transcript is spliced from 6 exons. The record is from RefSeq and is a predicted model, not a curated record.